Gigantopelta aegis is the source of this 5265-nucleotide messenger RNA. Its product is annotated as apoptosis-resistant E3 ubiquitin protein ligase 1-like. The record is from RefSeq and is a predicted model, not a curated record. The transcript has 20 exons. Lineage: Eukaryota; Metazoa; Mollusca; Gastropoda; Neomphalida; Peltospiridae. Bases 85 to 3057 code for a protein of 990 amino acids. Gene Ontology annotation, biological process: proteasome-mediated ubiquitin-dependent protein catabolic process; negative regulation of apoptotic process; protein polyubiquitination. Gene Ontology annotation, molecular function: ubiquitin-protein transferase activity.
GUAAUCAUCUACAUCCGUCCGUGUGUUUACAAACAGCCGACAGUAGUCUGUUCACUUGUGGUGGAUGAUGAUUGCACUGUCAGUAUGUCGAUGCCAGUCUGGGUUAUAUUUUCCCUGAUAGUUGGUUAUUUGACGUCUUUUUACUAUGUGUCUUAUCUGCGCACCACAUUCACGAAUCAGAAAGCUGAAUGCAAUAAGCGGGUGGAUGCUUGGUUGACGGGAAAUGGGUUAACGAAGAUUCUUACAACAAAAGCUCUCACGGAUGCAGGUUCCCCUGACAAGACAUUUAUCAUAGGAGCUCUACUACAUGGAAUUGAUUGCCUUGAAGAUGUGGCAGUUUUAGACGAUGACAAAUACUCAACGCUUUUCCAGGGACUGUCAUUAAAGCAGAAGAAGUGUGUGAACUCGGCAGUCCGUGUGUUGAAAGACGAGAAGAUUUUAGAAUGCUGGCUGUAUAAGAACGGUUUCAGUGACUGUCAGACGUUACUGAAGAAGUUUAACCUUAACACACUGGACGAUGUGAGGGGUGUAUCUGAAAAGACCCUGAACCAACUGAGUGGUGACAAGUCCGUGUCACACAGCUGUGACUCUGUGAGAUCUGUUGUUGAUGUAUUGAAACAACAGCAGGAGAGUGGAGGCGAACUGGUGUCGGACAACAGUCUAAGAGAUUACCUGCACCUGAAAAGUAUUGCUCUCAGUAAAUAUGACUCCAGAUACUUCUAUUAUUUGGCUGCCUUGGGCUUUUGUCUGCUGAUCAUGAUAGUGGCCGAAUCCCCCUCGAUGUAUCAAGAAUGGACUGUACAGACGAUCAACUGGUGUCACCAGAGAGGCUUCCCGGACAGCAAGACUGCCAUCUUUGAUUUCUUCACAGGCCGCUACCUUGCCCCUCAGUGCUGCACUGUAGGCUGGGAGUGGGAGGAAUUCACUACUGUUGGGAAAACUGUUGCUUUCACUAUACGGUUUUACCAGAAGAACUGGAAGCCGUACCCGAUAUCUAACGCGGACAGCGUGCUGGUUGAGAUCAUGCACCAGGGUGUGAAGGUUGCCACGACGAUGGAGUACGGCAGCGUGGAGCCCACCAACGCCAACCUCGCACGCGUCUCCUUCACGGUGCACAAAUCAGGAGAGUACAAGAUAUCUGUGAUGAUCGGAGCCAGGCACAUCAAAGGAAGUCCAUUUUCUAAGUUCUUUGAGCCAGGCCCGAUUGAUGCCAGUAAGACUGGGUUUAUGAACUACAGCUCUACAGUCGUCUGUAUGGCGGGAGCAUCACACCCACUGCAGAUAGAAACGAGAGACUCAUUCGGAAAUCUGGCUGCCUACAAAACAGAUCUAAACAACUACUUUAAAAUCAGUAUCAGGGAGUCCGGAAGUAAUAUAAAGUACGUCCCUGCAACUCAGAUAAUUUAUGAUCCCAAUGAAAAACGUCUCACUAUGUACAUCACCAUGGAACGAGCAGGAUGCUACCAUGCAAAAGUGUCUUACGGGGACGUCAAAUUGAAAAAUGGAGAUUUUGAUAUUGUUGUAUUAAGUCCUAAUGAAAUGGCACAUGUGCACAAGAAUCUGGCAAAAAAGAAUCACAAUGUCAGUUACGAAGCAAGACUGAUCUCCUGUAACCACGAGAGACUGGAAAAACCAAAGAAAGUCUUUGUAUAUAUUUCUCCAAAGCAAUUAACACUUAAGGAAUUUUACUUGAAGAUUAUUGGCAAGAAACUAUACACUUUCAGAGUCUGUCCCUCCACAAAGUUUAUCUUCAAUGGUUUGAACAAUCAGUACGACACAUCAACUUUCACAAUAGAUGAUGGUGCACAACCUCCAAUAGUGUUAGCAGCAAAAGAUGGAAACAUCAUAGCAGCAACGUUCACCAGCUAUCUGCUGAAAAAUAUAGGUGGCUCGGAAACAUUCCAAGACAAACAGAUAUUUUUUAAUCAUCAGUUGACACAACUUCACCUGAAGAGAGCUCACAGUCGACUGCCCAUCAAGAUUGAUAGAUCCAACCUCCUUUACAAUUCUUACAAGAUCACAAAGCAUUUUGAUCUCAGUGACUGGUGUAAAAGAUUUGAAAUCACAUUUCUUGAUGAGCCUGGUCUUGACUGGGGUGGGUUGCUUCGUGAGUGGUUUGAACUGCUGUGCUCGGAACUGUUCGAUCCUAGUUGCUCAGGUCUCUUCAUGAGGUUUUCAGAUGAUUCUCAGGGAUUAGUCCAUCCGAAUCCUAAGAGAAACCCAGAAAUGAAGUUGAAGUAUUAUGAGUUUGCUGGCAAAAUUGUCGGCAAGUGCCUUUACGAGACGUCGCUGUCAUCAACGUACAGACAGCUUGUCAAGGCCAGGUUCUCCCGAUCUUUCCUUGCUCAACUGAUAGGUCUUCGAGUCAAUUACAAGUAUUUUGAAACGGAUGAUCCAGAGUUUUACAAAUCAAAAAUAAAGUUUAUUGAAGGCAAUGACAUUGAUGACAUGGAACUAACGUUCUCUGAGGAAGAGUACUCGCCCUCGGGUCAUCUCAUUAAGGUCGUUGACUUGAUUCCGAAUGGGUCCCGAGUGCCGGUGACGAACAGAAACAAGUUGCGGUACCUGGACCUGCUGGCUCAGUACCGGUUGACGAGCUCUGUGAAGGACGAAGUGGAGGCCUUCCUCAAGGGACUCAACGAACUCAUCCCUGACAACCUGCUCAGCAUCUUUGAUGAGAACGAGUUGGAGCUACUAAUGUGUGGAACUGGUAACUACAGCAUCGCAGACUUCAAGAUGCAUCACACUGUGAUUGGAGCAUCACUGACUUUCACAAAGGUACUGGACUGGUUCUGGACAAUAGUGGCGAGUUUCACCGAGGAACAGAUGGCGCGACUGCUGCAAUUCACCACUGGCUGCUCACAGCUCCCACCCGGGGGGUUCUCAGAACUCAACCCCAAAAUACAAAUCAGCUAUUCACCCACCUACAACGCACUUCCUACAGCCCACACUUGUUUUAACCAAUUGUGUUUGCCGGACUACGAGAGCAUUGAGCAGUUUCACAGUGCCCUGUUGCUGGCCAUCAACGAAGGGAACCAGGGAUUUGGGCUGGUAUAGCGAAGACUGCAGGCUUCUACACAGUGUUCAACAAAUGUUUGAGAAAGUCAUCAGCCCUCGCAGAAUGUUUGGCUAGUGUCCUAUGUAAUAUAGUAAUACAGUUGAUAAUUUCCACCAGCCCAGACCAAAACUUCACUAGCUGGGACUGAGGGCUAGUGGAAUUGUUAAACCCGGCUCUACACAACAUCCUUUAUAGCAGACCUUGAAAUAAGCAAGUUAAGGGUGCUUAAAGAAUUGUAUGCUCAUUUAGUUCUUGGAGAUUUAAUAUUCAAUCCAGCAAGACAGCUAGUUAACCUGUCGAUUUCCUAAAACUGUAGUGAAGUAUAGGUUGAACAGAAAUAUGUCCAUUUUCAUAGUGAUUUAGUUAUAAGCAAAAAGUGCCUUCUUAACUUUCGCUAAACAAGUAGCUACAUUCCUGAAUUCCCUCAUCCCAAAUAACAUUAAUAAUUUUUUUUAAUUUCUCAAUUAACAAAAAAAAUAAAAUAAUAAUAAUUCUGUUGAUUAUAAUAUACCAGUAACCCCAAUUUUGAUACAGAUGCAAAAUUAAAAAAAAUAGCACCUUUCUAUAAAAUGAGGAUAUCUAAAGAGCAUUCUUCUAAAAUUUUGUCCAGGUAAUCAUCAGGCAACUGAUUGUUUGAUCAGCUUGUAUUUUGAGACUUGUUGUAGGGAUGUAAAUAUGCAAUGACUUAACGUGGAUUUUGAGAGGAAUGACUGCCGACCUAUUGUGAAGGAUAUGGAGAGUCGUCUACCAUUCUCAGUUCGGUGAUGAGGUUGCUGUUCUAGGUACGUGAAGGCUGUAUUGGACCUGAGUGAUUUAGUUGUGGAGCUUGCUUGCCAAUUACAUCUCCACUGGAUGAAGGCUUGAUCUGUAAUCUGACUUCAGGAAAAGCCUGUGUCAUUGGAAUUAUAACAAGAAUGGUAUUCAUGCUGGGCCAUCCCAAGAUUGAUCCAUUAUGUGCAUUCAUUUAUAGAUUUAGUUAAUACAAAAACCAAUCAUUUUUAAAAACAUCAUCAUAAUCUCAUUCUUUAAAAGAGUUUUAGCUUCAUAUUCUUUUAUCAGGUGGUAUCUUGAUCAAAUCAAGACAUUUAUCAUCAUAGCUUUUGUAUUCAAUUAACUUGUGUCGAGAUGGCAGUUACAGGGCAGUUACGGUGCUGCACAUACUAACUAGAAGAAAGUGUUUAUUUAAUUAACUUGUGUAGAGAUGCAGGUUUUACAGGGCAGUUAUGGUACCGCACAUACUAACUAGGUGAAAGUGUUUAUUCAUUUAACUUGUGUAGAGGUGCCGGUUUUACAGGGCAGUUAUGGUACCGCACAUACUAACUGGAAGAAAGUGUUUACAUCAUUACUAAACAUCACAUUCAUAUAGAGUCGGGUUCAUGUGCUUUACAAAGAAAUCCUUUAGAAAUGUGUUUUUGCUUUUGUUUCACCAGUAAAACAAAAAGUACCAUCAUCAUGAAAUGUUGUGAAUGGAAAAGUGACCAUGUGGAUUAACAACUGUAUAAAUUGUGGUAUUCCAGUUAGAUAUUCAUGGAGUGGUUUAAUAUGUGUAUUUUUAUAAAUCAUUCUUCAUGUAAUGUACAUAUUAUUGUCUUUAUGUACAUCAUUCAGCCUAUUUCAUGUACAGCUUUUGGUAAUGCAAUUAAUUAAUUGAUAUAUUAUAUGUAUAUUUUGAUUGUUGUAGAUGCAAAUAAAAUUGUUCUGAGAUAAAUCUGUAAUUUUCUCUUUAUAAACACCUGGAAACAGAUUCUGUGAUUGAAAUAUAAAUAAUAAUAUAUGUGUAUAGACCAGAAUAAUAAUGUUAGAUAUAGUUACAUUGUGCAAUAAACAUUAUUCAGCAUAAAUGACUUAAAAUCAGAAACAACUUGCAGCAAAUGUCUGUUGUUUAAACUUGUUGUUUAAAAGCGUAUGAAACUCGCUUUCGCUCGUUAGAUAGAUUUUAAAACAACUCAUAAGAUAAAUGGUAUCUAAUGGCCACUCAUGUAUUAUUAGAUCUAUGUCUUACCCGUGUCUAAUUCUAUGGUUCACAGAAACACAUAAUGAUACUGUAUUACGGAUAAAAUAUAGUGAAUCUGUGUGAAAUUAUGAUACCUUGUAGGCUAUAAUGUUGUAAUAUUUUACGUUUGUUUUGUUUAACUACACCAUUAGAGUACAUUGAUUUAUUAAUCAUCGGCUAUUGGAUGUCAAACAUUUGGUAAUUUUGACAUAUA